UUUGUAGCUUGUGUUUAAUUCGUAUUGUUUGCCGUGCUUUUGUAUUCGCCAUCGUGGAUACACUUCAGAAAAAGAAGCACAUCGCCGAUGUACAUUUUCAUCGGUUGACGUUCUGACAGUUCUGCUUUUCUCCUCCGACAGUAAUAUUUUUCAGCGAGACGAUUAUCCGAACGUCGACAUGUAUUUAAAGACAUGGAAGGAAUUUGAAACCGCUUCGUACAAUCUGCUCCUCAAAGAUCCUACCAGGGUCAGAUGCACUAUGAAGUAUUGCCAUAGUGAAUCAACUGUGCAAUUAAAAGUAACAGAUGAUAUUUCGUGCUUGCAGUUUAAAACCUCAGAUAUACAAAAUGUAAAAAAAAUCGAAGUAUUUUAUGCUACAAUUAUGAAACAAAUAACAUCUAAUGAACUUUGA
Molecule: messenger RNA, 412 nt
Organism: Melanaphis sacchari
Lineage: Eukaryota; Metazoa; Arthropoda; Insecta; Hemiptera; Aphididae
Gene: Srp9
Product: signal recognition particle 9 kDa protein
Exons: 3
Coding region: 179-412 (77 amino acids)
Biological process (GO): SRP-dependent cotranslational protein targeting to membrane; negative regulation of translational elongation
Cellular component (GO): signal recognition particle, endoplasmic reticulum targeting
Molecular function (GO): 7S RNA binding
Source: RefSeq, a predicted model, not a curated record